AUGGCCAACAGUAUUCCGACCAAGGAUCAGCCCGUCAUCAUAGUCGGCAGUGGUAUAUUUGGGCUCAGUACAGCCCUUCAUCUUGCACGCAGGGGAUACAGACAAGUGACUGUAUUUGAUAAACAGCCCUACGAUGAAAGUCUCUACUCGUAUUUCAGAGGCGCCGACGCGGCAUCGGCAGAUAUCAACAAGAUAGUCCGGUCCGCCUACGGCUCGCAGACAGAGUACCAAGAUCUCUCAACCGAGGCGAUUGCGGGAUGGCAUCAGUGGAACACCGAGUUGGCCACAGGCAAGAACCUUCCCCCUGGCAUGUGCCAACAGGAUGCCGUCUUCAUCCCAAACGGAAAUUUGUCUUUGUCAACAGCGCCCACUCUGCCUGACUGGGAACUUGCCUGCAUUGAGGGAAUGGAAAGAUCAGGUCAUUAUAACACACAACUGGCCACAACGGAUCCUGGGCACCGAGAAGUGGCCCGACGAAAGGGCAUAGAUCACCUGUUGGAUCCCUUUCGAAGGGAGGCUCGGGGCAAAGCCAAUGUCGGCGUCCUGGAUACAACCGGAGGAACGGCCGUAGCCGACAAGGCAUGUCGGUUUUCCCUCGAGAAAGCGAGAUCGCUAGGUGUCAAAUUUGUAUUUGGCCUUGAUGCGGGCAGGUUUGAGUCCUUUGUGCGAGAGGGCCAGAAAAUAACUGGCAUCAAAACCGCUGACGGGAAAGUGCAUCAUGCAGACAUGACCAUCAUGGCAUGUGGUGGCUGGACUCCGGUAUUGGUGCCACAGCUCGAUGGUCUCUGCGAGGCGACUGCCGGCAGCGUAGCGCUUUUGAAGAUCCCCCGAUCAUCCCCAAUGUGGGAUAAACUGAGCCCCGAUCAAUUCCCGACCUUUACGUGGAAUAUGCGGGCCGGUGCCGGUGGCUGCGUCUAUGGCUUCGCACGAGACAACGAUGGAUGGUUCAAAAUUGGCUAUAGAGGCACAAAGUAUACCAAUCCAAUGUCCCAAGCCGACGGCAAGGAACGAAGCACGCCAGUGACUCGAUGGUCUCCCGCGCAUCGCGAUGGCAAUGUGCCAGUGGGCAGCGCUCUGACAUCGUUCCCGGUGCAGGCGCAUCGAGUAAUCCAAGGGUUUCUCGACGAAUACCUUCCGGAAUUGGCGCAAGAAGGAAUUACUAUCGACACGACCCGCAUCUGCUGGUAUACUGAUACCUACGAUAAUCACUUCGUCGUCGACUACGUUCCCGAAUGUGAAGGCCUCAUGGUUGCGACAGGUGGAAGUGGACACGCUUUCAAGUAUUUACCAAAUAUUGGCAAUUGGGUUGUUGAUGUAAUGGAGCAGGUCAAUCUCGAAAGGCCCGCCAUCAAAGCUUGGCGCUGGCGGACAUCAGGUCCAGAGAAGCCGGUCAAUGCGUUGAUGGAAGGAUCGAAUGGGCUGCGAGCAUUGGGAAAUAUUGCCAUGUCACAUCUAGGUAGAAAUGCGAAAUUGUAA
Molecule: messenger RNA, 1476 nt
Organism: Pestalotiopsis fici W106-1
Lineage: Eukaryota; Fungi; Ascomycota; Sordariomycetes; Amphisphaeriales; Sporocadaceae
Exons: 1
Coding region: 1-1476 (491 amino acids)
Molecular function (GO): flavin adenine dinucleotide binding; sarcosine oxidase activity
Source: RefSeq, a predicted model, not a curated record